Molecule: messenger RNA, 1923 nt
Organism: Anguilla anguilla (European eel)
Lineage: Eukaryota; Metazoa; Chordata; Actinopteri; Anguilliformes; Anguillidae
Gene: med4
Product: mediator complex subunit 4
Exons: 7
Coding region: 39-836 (265 amino acids)
Biological process (GO): regulation of transcription by RNA polymerase II
Cellular component (GO): mediator complex; core mediator complex
Molecular function (GO): transcription coregulator activity
Source: RefSeq, a predicted model, not a curated record
GCGCUUUGUUUAGAUCAUUUUUCUGGACCUUACUACUCAUGCGCAGUAAAAGCGGCGAGCUACAUACAAAGCUUAGGAUGGCGGUUUCAGAGAAAUCGACAAAACAGCGUUUAUUAUCCGUUUUAGACGAUCUGGAGGUGCUGUCGAGGGAACUGAUUGAGAUGCUUGCUUUGUCGAGGACGCAAAAACUUCCUCAGCCCGGCGAAGACACUCAGAUUCUUGAACUCCUUGUGCAACGGGACGGGGAGUUCCAGGAACUGAUGAAGGUGGCUCUGGAGCAGGGGAAAGUUCACCAGGAGAUGCAGGUUUUGGAGAAGGAGGUAGAGAAAAGGGACAGCGACAUCCAGCAGCUGCAAAAACAGCUGAAGGAGGCCGAGCACAUACUGGCAACUGCUGUGUAUCAAGCAAAAGAAAAAUUGAAGUCAAUUGAAAAGGCGCGCAAAGGGAGUAUCUCUUCUGAGGAGAUAAUCAAAUACGCUCACAGGAUCAGCGCCAGCAACGCAGUGUGUGCCCCCCUUAACUGGGUUCCAGGUGAUCCACGCAGACCCUAUCCCACUGACCUGGAAAUGCGCAGCGGAAUGCUGGGUCACAUGAGCAACCUGCCCACCAACGGAGUGAAUGGACACCUGCCAGGCGAUGCACUGGCUGCUGGACGACUUCCAGAUGUUCUGACGCCACAGUACCCCUGGCAGUCCAGUGACGUGUCCGUGGGAAUGCUGCCCCCCCACCACAGCAAUGACUUCACGCUGGAGCCCCCCGGCCACAACAAGGAGAAUGAGGACGACGUGGAAGCCAUGUCUACUGACUCGUCCAGUAGCAGCAGUGACUCAGACUGAGGCAUGCCUGGAUCCACACGCACACACUGGCACAGCCCUGUAUCAGUCCUCUUGCGCACACACACACACACACACACACUGUAUCAGUAUCAGUUAUCAGUCAGUAUCAGGCUGUAUCAGUUCUCAGCACACACGCACACACACUGGGAUAAUCCUGUAUUAGUCUUCUGUACACGCGCACACACAGCCCUGUAUCAGUCCUCUGUACGUACACACACACACACAGGCACAGCCUUGUACCAGUGCUGCCUACACAGACAGCACCCCCCCCCCACCCCAGCUGAUAUGUAACUCAAGAUGUUCUGUGGAAACUGCUGAUCCAAAGUCAGUCUUGGGGGUAGUCCGUACACAUCCUGAAUGUUGGUUCCCCCAAUGCGAUCUCCUGUUAACUGGCUUAAUCUUCAGUGACAUAUCUUGGGUAAUAAGACCAGCAACACAAUGCAGCUGUCUUGUGUCUGCUUGAACUUUCAAUCUUCUUUUUAAAUAUGGAGUUUACUCUAUAUUCUGCCACAGCAACUUGGAUAGUUAUAGGAAUUACCCCCACAGUUCCUAGUAACUAUAAUGCACAUGUUCUCAUGUUGCUCCUUCGGAAAAUGAAAUUUGGUGAAGCUGUAUGUUAUAUUUUUCUGUUAAAUGGAAUGGGGAACUUCAGGUUUCGUUCCUAUGAUCUUUGGAAGGGGGGUGGAUGGUGAAUAUGGAUUAUGAAUAUGGUAGAGGUGAUACAAGCAAAAAAACGGAUGCAGAGGUGUGGUAUGGAGGUUGGAUGGCAUUCUCAGGCUCCUUAUGCAUCUCAUCCAGCCUGCUCCUGUCUCAGUCACUGUGCGAAAGUGCACCCAGCUAUCAGCUAUGAGCGAUCUGGCAUUAGGGACACUGACAAAGAAAGACUGCUUGUUUCUCAAAACAAAAAAUGAAAUGCAAAUUACUUUAAUACUUUGGUUUAUUAAUUUAUUUAAUCCAAAGAACCAUCAGGAAUAUAUACAUAAAUUAUGUGCAUCAGUGCAGGUAUUCUGUUUGAUUGUCUGAAAUGUAAAUACUUCUGUAUAUGUUUUCCUACCUUGUAAAUAAAGAAUAAUCUUGACUAAGCUUU